Molecule: messenger RNA, 1177 nt
Organism: Synchiropus splendidus (mandarinfish)
Lineage: Eukaryota; Metazoa; Chordata; Actinopteri; Syngnathiformes; Callionymidae
Product: akirin-2-like
Exons: 6
Coding region: 166-714 (182 amino acids)
Biological process (GO): positive regulation of innate immune response; positive regulation of transcription by RNA polymerase II
Cellular component (GO): nucleus; chromatin
Molecular function (GO): transcription coregulator activity
Source: RefSeq, a predicted model, not a curated record
CAUGACGUCAUGAGCCGGAGCAUCUACCUAGCUCUACCAACUAACGGAUGACAGUUGGGUCGCUGCCUACUCGCUUUCCUUCGCUUUAACUCGUGGAAACCAACUUCAAGUCUCGUUUCGGUUGAAUCGCGGAUCCCUUUCGACCGCCGUUUUCUAAAAUCAGCCAUGGCGUGCGGAGCAACGCUGAAGAGGACCAUGGAUUUCGACCCGCUCAUGAGUCCAAACGCUCCUAAAAGACGAAGAUGUAUCCCCGUGUCCCAGUCCUCUUCAUCGCCUAGGAAGUACCUCAGCAUGGAGCCGUCGCCAUUUGGAGAGUCGUCGUCUAGGCUUAGCGCAGAACAAAUCCUCCACAGCAUAAAGCAGGAGUACAAGCGUAUACAGAAGAGGAAGCAUCUGGAUGGAGGCUACCAACAACCAGAGUGCUGUUAUUCUCCUGAGUCCCCUUCACAGUCGUCUGCUGUGAUCGUGUCCCCCAUGUCAGGGUCGUCCUCUGGUGGCGUCUCACCCACCAGGCGAGAGCAGCCGUUAUUCACCCUCAGACAGGUGGGCAUGAUCUGCGAGCGCUUGCUGAAGGAGCGGGAAGAGAAGGUGCGAGAGGAGUACGAGGAGACGAUGACGUCAAAACUGGCAGAACAGUACGACACCUUUGUCAAGUUCACACACGACCAGUUAAUGCGGCGAUUCGGGGAGCAACCUGCCAGCUAUGUUUCCUGAACAUUCCUCUCCUGCUGCAGUCGUCGUGGCAUUUCUCACAAGAGCAAGUCUGAGAUCCAGUUACGCAGUUUAUAUGAAAGUUUUCUUACAGUGCCAUAUUUCUGUCUAAUGGACAAGUUUCUAUGAAGCUAUCAUGAGCAACUCGGUGCUUCCUCGUGUACAUAUGACAGACCCCAUUUCAAACAGUGGCCUCAGUUCCUUCAUCAACUUUUGUAAAGAUUCCCAGCAUUCCAGGCUCUCUUCUGUUUGUUACAUGUAAAUAUGAUCGAGCGGAGCAGGAUUUUACAGGAGGUUUGCUGGUCAAUCUUUGGAGGCGAUGGAACAGGGAAUGUUUGCAGUUUUGUGUCAGUUCAAUGCAGAAUGGACAGUUUUUUUUCCCUUUUUAUUUAUUUUAACUUUUACUUUUAUCACUUUAAAAUGUACUGACCUGAACAAAACAAUAAAAAUCUUUGAAGCGUUCAUA